AUGAGUAUUGACGGUGAAUUUCUUCGAAAUGUCGAAGUGAAGACAGACGAGAUGUUUGGCAACUCGCUGAACGCGCUCUCGAUUAUUCGCUCAGGAAAACUCAUCGGAGUCAUCGAUAAGGAAGCUACAAAUGAUCCGAAUGCGUUACUCAUUUUGAAUCUCAUCAAAGAAGCAGACGAUAGGAAUCAAGCGAAUAUUACUAUCAGGCAAAUUGACAACAGGGUCUACUUACUUGCAAACAUCUCGAGAUAUUGCAUGUGGAGAACGUCUUCUGAUGCAACGAUAUACAGGCAACUUUGUGAUGAGCCUUCAAGCGUUCUAAAAGUCAACGAACCACGUGAACACGGUGAACUCGAACCCGGUCAGCUAGUUCCAGAAGGUCAAGCUCACAAGUGUGCAUUGUGCCCGAAGAGUUUCUCAAGUGCUAGCGGCCUCAAGCAGCACUCGCAUAUUCACUGCAGUUCAAAGCCGUUUCGCUGUCACAUCUGCAACAAGGCUUAUACGCAAUUUUCCAACCUCUGUCGACAUCGGCGUAUUCACCUGGAUGGAUGGCAGUGCCCCAUCUGCCAACAAUCACUACCGUCGCAUAACGCUCUUGUGAAACAUCGAACUUUGUGCGAAAUGGCAUCUGCUCUUUACAAACCGCUGAUUCCUCACAUGCCCAUACCGGGCCUGUCCGCCCACAUGAUCCCCAACUACUGGCCGCAUCUUCUUCAUAUCGCCACACAGAUGCAUUCUGUUCCUAUGGGUAUGUACGGACAAAUGGAUGCGUACAAGAUGCUGAACGCCAGUUCAGACAUUGAGAGCUCACCGCAAUCAAGCGGCCAUACGAGUGAGCACUCGCCUUAUGAACGAAAAGGAAGUCCCUGCUCAGAAGCCGAAGCAAGUCCGCUGGACUUGACGACGAAACGAGAAGAGCGAAAAUCGGAAUGCGAAAGCAACGACUCUGGCAAUGAAGACGAGAACGAGCUGUCAUCGUUCGCAAAACGAGCCGAAUCCGUUCAGCCUUGUCUAACUCCGACAAUGAAUCCGUUCAGUUCUCCAGCUUUCCUUUCGUUAUUACAACGACCGUUUCCGUACUCGACCCCUUCAUCGUAUGCCGUUAGUCCUCAAGUCACAAAGACCACAAAGGAUCGAUACACGUGCAAAUUUUGCCAGAAGGUGUUCCCACGCUCAGCGAAUUUGACGCGCCACUUGAGAACGCACACCGGAGAGCAGCCAUAUAAGUGCCAGUACUGCGAACGGUCCUUCUCGAUCAGCUCAAAUUUACAACGACAUGUACGGAAUAUCCACAACAAGGAACGACCGUUUCGUUGUCCACGAUGUGAUAGAUGCUUCGGGCAGCAGACGAACCUUGAUCGGCAUCUGAAGAAGCACGACGCUAGCCAAAUAGCGAGCGAUAAAGGACAAAGAUACUUGUAUAUAUGUAUUUAA
Molecule: messenger RNA, 1434 nt
Organism: Ostertagia ostertagi
Lineage: Eukaryota; Metazoa; Nematoda; Chromadorea; Rhabditida; Trichostrongylidae
Source: the annotation of a GenBank genome assembly